AUUGUUUAAUGGUAAAACUAAUUAGCUUGCAUGAAUUUGCAAAUAUAUGUUGUCUCCAUAACCAUAAGGAUUGUGCUUGGUUUCAUGCUCCUAGCUUUGAUAUGGGAAUAUGACUUCCCACCUUUCAUGGUUCUGAUAAUAGCAAUACUGAAUGAUGGGACCAUCAUGACUAUUUCAAAGGACCGGAUAAAGCCAUCUCCAAUGCCUGACAGUUGUAAGCUCAAUGAAAUAUUUGCGACCGGCAUUGUCAUUGGCACAUAUCUUGCUUUGGUUACGUCUUAA
Molecule: messenger RNA, 282 nt
Organism: Quercus robur (English oak)
Lineage: Eukaryota; Viridiplantae; Streptophyta; Magnoliopsida; Fagales; Fagaceae
Product: plasma membrane ATPase 2-like
Exons: 3
Coding region: 31-282 (83 amino acids)
Biological process (GO): regulation of intracellular pH; proton transmembrane transport
Cellular component (GO): plasma membrane
Molecular function (GO): P-type proton-exporting transporter activity
Source: RefSeq, a predicted model, not a curated record